This is a messenger RNA of Syzygium oleosum, 1363 nucleotides long. Its product is annotated as disease resistance protein L6-like. The record is from RefSeq and is a predicted model, not a curated record. Gene Ontology annotation, molecular function: ADP binding. Lineage: Eukaryota; Viridiplantae; Streptophyta; Magnoliopsida; Myrtales; Myrtaceae. Gene Ontology annotation, biological process: defense response; signal transduction. The transcript has 3 exons. The coding region runs from base 116 to 1363 and encodes 415 amino acids.
UGUGCAUUCACAUGCUCUCUACUUUUUAACACCGCCGGCGACGCAGCUCCAAGUCCGAGCAAGCAAACACCAGAGCGAGACGAGAGACCUUUUGCGAGGGAAAUUCCCCAAAAACAUGGAAGCACCCUGUGGUUCCGGCGCGUCGGCGACCCAGUACGACGUGUUCCUGAGCUUCAGAGGACCCGACACUCGCAACACCUUCACCGACUGCCUCUACCGGACCAUGGUCGGCCAGGGGAUCAUUGCCUACAGAGACAGUGAAGAGCUUCAUGCCGGUGAUCGGAUCGACGAUCUCCUGACAGCGGUCGGCGACUCCAAGAUCUGCAUACCGGUCCUCUCCAGAGGCUACGCUUCGAGCCCUUGGUGCCUCCGCAAGCUCGCUCGUGUGACAGAGCUCAACGAAUCAACCGGGAAGCCAGCGAUCCUACCCAUCUUCUUUGACGUCACGCCCUCUGACGUCAAGGUCAGGACGGAACUGUACGUGGAGGACUUGGAGAAGCACGAGCGGAGGCAUGGCAGCGAGAUCAGGCAACGGUGGGAGGCGGCUCUGAGAAAAGUGGCUGAGAUCAAGGGAUGGGAAGUACAAGGGAAAGCACACGGCGAAGUCAUUGAUCUCGUUGUGAAAGAGGUUCUGCAUAAGCUUAAAGUGAAACAAAGACCUCUGGACACCAAAUUGGUCGGGGUAGACGAACAAGUAGAAGCCAUAAUGAAGUUGUUAGAUGAUGACUCCAGCACUGGUGUGCGUUCCGUUGGAAUCCAUGGAAUGGGUGGGAUCGGUAAAACUACUCUCGCUAAGAUUGUUUUCAAUGAAUUAUGUCCUCGCUUUGAUGGCCGAUGCAGCUUCAUUGAGGACAUCCGAGAACAAUCAAACACAAUUGGCCUAAAACAAUUGGCAUCCGACAUCUCUGAUUUUAGAUUUAUAGACAAUUUUAGUAACACUGAUGAAGGGAUACAUAGCAUAACAAGGAGAGCUAGUUCUAAGAAAGUUCUUGUUGUUCUAGAUAAUCUAAACAAGAAAGAACAACUUAAGAAACUAAUGGGGAGGCUUGACGCUUUUUGUUCUGGGGGUAGGAUUAUUAUUACAACGAGGGAUAAGCGCAUUCUAGAUGAAGAGAUGGGAAUGUUAGCUUAUGAAGUAAAGCAGAUGGAUCUUGAUAAAGCGCUAGAGCUUUUCGCUUGGCAUGCUUUUCGAAGCGUCUCUCCUCCUGACACUCAUCAGAGUCUCUCUAGAGAAGUUGUAUCUUCAACCAGGGGACUCCCAUUGGCUCUUGAAGUCAUAGGUUCCUCUCUUCAUCGUAAAGGAACAAAAAUAUGGGAAGAAAUGCUAGAAAGAUUGAAGAAAGCACCUCAUAAUGAAGUCUGA